This is a messenger RNA of Cylas formicarius (sweet potato weevil), 2398 nucleotides long. It is a transcript of the gene singed, whose product is annotated as protein singed. The transcript has 8 exons. Gene Ontology annotation, cellular component: cytoplasm; actin cytoskeleton. Lineage: Eukaryota; Metazoa; Arthropoda; Insecta; Coleoptera; Brentidae. Gene Ontology annotation, biological process: establishment or maintenance of cell polarity; cell migration; actin filament bundle assembly. Gene Ontology annotation, molecular function: actin filament binding; protein-macromolecule adaptor activity. The coding region runs from base 221 to 1762 and encodes 513 amino acids. The record is from RefSeq and is a predicted model, not a curated record.
CGUGGCUGCGGAUAGGGCAGUCGUGUUCACAGAGUUUCGCGUGCGCGCAUCGAUUUCCUUCCACAGGGAAGAACGCAUUUUGUCGAAUCGAUUGUACGCCGGUCGGUGUGGUCACAGAAUCUUUGCCCUUUGAGGAAUUAUUAGUGUCCGAUUUUUUCCUAAAUAAGUAAAAGUGAACGUCCCUUUUUAAGAAAAACGUUUGAGGCAGCUUCGAUUCACAAUGAACGGAGUUCAAAAUGGCGCUGUCAACGGAUGCGGCGACAUAAUUUCGCAGAACCAGCUGAAGGGUUGCUGGACGAUAGGUCUUAUCAAUUCGAAGUAUCGUUAUCUGACCGCCGAAACGUUCGGCUUCAAGAUUAACGCCAACGGGGCGUCGCUAAAGAAAAAACAGAUCUGGACGCUGGAACCGGACACGAGCAACAGCGGCGAUAGUUUGAUAUAUUUACGGUCGCACUUGGAAAAAUACUUGGCCGUCGAUUCGUUCGGGAACGUGACCUGCGAGAGCGAAGAAAAGGACCCGGGCAGCAAGUUUCAAAUUAGCGUCGCCGAAGACGGAUCGGGUCGAUGGGCAUUCCGAAACGUCGUUAGAGGUUAUUUUCUGGGUGCCUCGUCUGAUAAACUGACCUGCACCGCAAAGGUUCCGAGCGAUGCGGAAUUUUGGUACGUCCACCUGGCGGCUAGGCCACAAAUGAACAUCAGAUCCGUCGGACGCAAACGAUUUGCCCACCUUUCCGAGAGCCUGGACGAAAUCUACGUGGACGCCAACAUACCGUGGGGCGAAGAUACCCUUUUCACUUUGGAAUUCCGCCAGGAUGAAGAGGGCAAAUACGCCAUACACACGUGCAACAACAAAUACCUUUCGUUAAAUGGCAAGCUGGUAGACAGUUGCAGUAAGGACUGUCUGUUUUCUGCCGAGUACCAUAGCGGUCAGCUGGCGCUUAGGGACAGACAAGGACAGUAUCUAAGCCCUAUAGGUUCGAAGGCGGUGCUGAAGAGUCGGUCCAAUACCGUUACCAAGGACGAGUUGUUUUCUUUAGAAGAUUCCUUGCCACAAGCGAGUUUCGUGGCAGCAUUGAAUGCGCGGUUUAUAUCCGUAAAACAAGGCGUUGACGUGACUGCCAAUCAAGACGAGAUUUCCGAUCACGAGACCUUCCAGUUGGAGUUCGAUUGGAGUACGAAACGCUGGUACAUACGGACCAUGCAGGAUAGAUACUGGACUCUAGAAACUGGCGGAGGAAUUCAGGCCGUUGGAGAUAAAAGAACAUCCAACGCGUUAUUCGAUCUGAUUUGGCAAGGUGACGGUUCAGUAUCAUUUCGCGCUAACAACGGUCGCUACGUCAUCACUAAAAGGUCGGGCCAUCUGUACGCCAACUCCGACACCGUCGACGACACCUGCAAGUACUUCUUUUAUCUCGUCAACCGUCCCAUUUUGGUGCUUAAGAGCGAACAGGGUUUCGUCGGCUACAAGUCGCCCGGCAAUCCGAAGCUGGAAUGCAACAAGGCUGUGUACGAGACGAUCCAGGUCGAACGGGGCGAAAAAGGCGUUGUUUAUUUUAAAGGUCAAAACAACAAAUAUUGGCACGCGGACAGCGAGGGAGUAACGGCCGAGUCGGACACCCCCGAGGGUUUCUACCUGGAACUGCGCGAACCUACCCGUUUGUGCAUUAAAACGGUCAACGGCAAUUAUCUGACUGCCGGGAAAAACGGUUGUUUUCAUUUGGGCGACACUUCCUACGAAAGUGCGACGCAGUGGGAAUAUUAAUUUGAUAUUAACGAUCCUGCAAACAGUGUGAUACAACAAAUUUUUCAUUGCACAACACUCAUAUUGAACGGUCGAAAAAAAAAGGAAAUAUUAAUUUUGGUGCAAGGCCAUACUAUAACAUUAUCGCAAUUUUUUUUAUAUUUAUAUAUUUAUGCACAUAUUAUAUUAUCAUUAUGUCAUUUACUUGAUUUAGUUAGGUUCGUUUAUGUUACGGUUGAGAUAAGUUCCUCUUUUUAUAAUUAAUAGCAAUUAUUUGACCAACGUUAAAUUAAAUACGCAAACUGCCAGGUUCCAUGGCCUUUGAUAUAACAAUACUUAAUUACCAAAUAUUGCAACCUAUAAGAUAGUGUCUUUUUUGUACUUGUAUAAUCGUAUGUAUUGAUGUAUAUAUAUAUAUAACAUCGUUAGUUUAAAUAUUCUGCCAAAAUGAUUACGUGGAUUUGUCAAAAUUUCAUAAGGGAAUACAUGUUUACUCUCCCAGGCUCAAUAAUUAUAUACUUUUACAUAUCUAAUAUAAGUCUUGUAUGCGAGUCAAAAUAUAUAUAAAGCUUUUGGAUAUUUUUAUAGCUUCUUAGCGAUGUUUGUGUGGGAACGUAUAAUUUUUGUAUAAUAAAGGUGUUAGUUCACUGAACAUUU